AAUGGCCACAUACACAUGCCGAGCAGUUUGUUCGCAUUCGCACGCGCCAAAAAAAAGCCCCCCUAAAGUGCGACGGGUGCAAAGCCAUGAGAGUGCCAUGAGUCUUCUGCAUACGACUGCCACUGCUCAACCCCAUCUGACCAGUAGUUAGAUGAGGCUGGCAGUGGUUAGAUUUAAAAGUUCGCUGCAUUUUAUAGCACCACGGGCACUUCCACACACACCUUGUCACACAUUUGCACAAGUCACGGGAACAAGGGGAGUUGCGCGUGGAAAAUUUCUGCUUUAAUUGAGACCUUCCAUCCGCGCACGAACCCUGUGGGGAAUGUGUUUCUUGUGUUACGUCAGGGACCGGAGGGGUAGACACAGUUGAUGAACGAAGAGUGGCAUGAAAAUGACGUUUCCUCGCUUUGCCGCUUUCUGCUCAAGGGCCUCAUGUCUGUUUCCCCAUUUGGUGAAGAAUGCGUUGCUUGGGCACAACACCAGUUGUUAGCAGGCUUCGAGUCUUCCAUGGUAACGAGCGCAUCGAAAGCGUUGUUGCCAUAGUCACGCCUUGCGCUAUUGCGUUGAUGUUCCUGUCAACCGGGCCACAAUCAAAACAGUGCUCUGCUUGUAACGUGCAACAAAUUCUUGUUCCUGUUCCGUCCUGCCACAAGAAAUCCCGCAGACAGACCCCGAAAGAAACGCCAAACCCCGCACAAUGUCCAACUCAACAGCGAGCAACAGCCCGAACAAGAAGAAGAAACCGCUGCCGUACUUUAUGGAAAGGACGGAAGAGGCGGCCCUGCCCUCGUUCCAGAACCGGCGCACGCUGGCCGACCACGUCAAGGACAAUAUGCUGUGCGCCGGGCGGAAGAGUUACUUCCAGCGCAUCGUGUACGUUGGCCGCCAUCCAAAAGUGACGGGGAUGACGCUGCGCGACCGCUUUCUGAAGCUCAUCAAGGAGCUGCAGGAGUGUACGGUGUGCGAGAUCAAGCUGUUCGGGCUGAUGAUGAACUUCGACGGGUACACGGUGCACAUGGUGGAGAGUGCGGAGGAAACGGUCGGCGAGUAUCUGCGCACGCUGGCGGCGGCCGACCUGUUCGAGGAGAGCCGGGUCGUGCUGGUGUACAACAACAUCAACCAGCGGCUCUUCCGCAAGCUCGUCUGGCGCGUGUCGGACUAUCUGAACGAGCUGAAGCGCACCGAGCUGGACCAGCGGGACCCGAACCUGACGCAGGGCACCAUCAACGCCUUCCUGGUGCAGGUGUACCAGCUGUGCAAGAUGGUGCGGGAAGAGGAGCUGGAUGAAAGAUCCGCUUUUAAAUCGCUCUAUCUGGACGAAAACUACGAAGAGCACACGCCGGACAUUGCGGUGCUGGAGUAUCUGCUCGGCCUGAAGUGUCUGUUCACCGUGCCCGAGUACGCAUCGUUCUACGGCCGGCUGCCGGACGUCAGCAGCUUCCGGGACCUCGUUUGGCCCAUCCCGAAAGAUCUCACGCCGUACGAUGUGUUCGAGACGGGGAAAUACGAUGUGAACCUAACGUUCGGUGGGAAAUAAACUGCUCCUUCUAAAUUGGAAAAUUGGCUGCAAAAAUAUGUUUUAAUACCAUCGCCGAACGCGCCGGGUAAGCGUGUCCAAUCGCGUAACGGAGGUGGCAUUUUGUUGCAUCAUUUCCACCCCAUUCGGAGGCACUGAGAGCACGAUAGCAUGGGCGGCAGGCCAACGUUUAACACCCGUUUUGCAUCGAUCGAUCACUCUGGACACUUUCUAGGGGGGGCUCUCCCGUGGCUUGCCAUCAACUAUUGGCAACGAUAUAGUCGAUUCAAAUGAGGUGGAAAGUUGGAGCCUGAUCGUUUCAGUAUCGGUGUAACCUUUCACCAAUUGCUGGGUUGCAAAAGUAAUAGCUCACACGAUAAUCGAUUAACAUGGCACGAUAGUUGGGUCUGUGCUGUUAUGGGACAAGUAGUAAUGUCCAACGCAUAAUCAACUAGUUAGGUAAUACAGACUGAAAACUCCAAUUUUCAAGUGCCUGAAAAGACAUUAAACGCGAGAAUUUCAAUGCCCACGACGACCUCGCCUUUAUUCAAAUUCGAAUGUUACACCGCCGUGUUGGCAAUGUCAAGAGCACCC
This is a messenger RNA of Anopheles coluzzii, 2110 nucleotides long. RefSeq lists its product as uncharacterized. The transcript is spliced from 2 exons. Gene Ontology annotation, molecular function: blue light photoreceptor activity; FAD binding. The record is from RefSeq and is a predicted model, not a curated record. The coding region runs from base 698 to 1537 and encodes 279 amino acids. NCBI's taxonomy places the organism in Eukaryota, Metazoa, Arthropoda, Insecta, Diptera, Culicidae.